Molecule: messenger RNA, 579 nt
Organism: Lodderomyces elongisporus
Lineage: Eukaryota; Fungi; Ascomycota; Pichiomycetes; Serinales; Debaryomycetaceae
Gene: PNO1
Exons: 1
Coding region: 1-579 (192 amino acids)
Cellular component (GO): nucleolus
Molecular function (GO): RNA binding
Source: RefSeq, a predicted model, not a curated record
AUGUCUGCUACAACCACAAAGCCAGCUACAAUGACCAAGGCUGAGUCGAGGAAAGUACCUAUUCCACCACAUAGAAUGACACCACUCAAGAAUGCAUGGACCAAGAUAUAUCCACCUUUGGUAGAGCACUUGAAAUUGCAAGUUCGUAUGAACCUCAAGCUGAAGGCAGUUGAACUACGAAGUACAAAAGACACCGUUGAUGGUGGUUUACAAAAAGGAGCAGAUUUCAUCAAGGCAUUCACAUUGGGCUUUGAUGUAGAUGACGCGAUUGCACUACUAAGAUUAGAUGACUUGUACAUUGAGACUUUUGAGAUCAAAGAUGUCAAAACCUUAACUGGUGACCAUUUGAGCAGAGCUAUUGGUCGUAUUGCCGGAAAAGACGGGAAAACCAAGUUUGCUAUAGAGAAUGCUACAAGGACAAGAAUAGUUCUUGCUGAUUCCAAGAUACAUAUAUUGGGAGGAUUCACACAUAUACGAAUGGCAAGAGAAGCCGUCGUGUCACUUAUUUUGGGAUCACCUCCCGGUAAAGUUUACGGUAACUUGCGUACAGUUGCAAGUAGGUUAAAAGAGAGAUACUAA